UUGUCAUGACAACCGGCGCUUACAGGAAAGUCAAAACUCAAAUCUGACUUCUGACAGAGAAGUUUUUACCUCUAAAUUAGUCGUUCCUGUAACGUAAGCUCCACACGAAAUGUUGUUGUGCUCAAAUGGAUUCAGGUGAAUGAUUUUCCGAGGGAUACGUCCCGGUUUAAAAUGCUGUCGACCUGCAUAGGUGUUGCUGCAGCCCCGGGGCGAGGAGGUGCGGAGCCGGAGUCAGGGAGACAAAGCAGCGGCCACAGAGGAGCACAAAGCGGUGAAGAGAGACGACAAGGGCUGGGUGUUCAGGAGUGGCCCGACGGGUCCAGAUAUGAGGGAGAGUUUGUGAACGGAUUCAAACACGGCAAAGGAAAGUACACCUGGAGAAAUGGAGAGUACUAUGAGGGCUCUUUCUACAAAGACUACAGGCAUGGGGAUGGACUGUACUACUGGCCCACAGGCCAUAAGUUCACUGGCAAGUUCUACCUCAACAGAAAGGAAGGAUAUGGACAACAACUGUUCCCUGAUGGAGCCACCUUUCAGGGUUUGUACCACACUGACCAGAGGUUUGGUCCAGGUGUGGUUAGUUAUCCAGAUGGGCGUGAGGAUGUGGGUCUGUGGAUCGGGGAGUGCCUGUUAAAGCUCUGUACCUCUGUAGAAGAAGGCUUUAGCUUGAAGAACUUAUCUGAGUAUGCUGCCUACAUGGACCCAGCUACUGCCACAGAUUCCCUCACUCAGCCUCCCACUAAUGGUCCAAAGACAAAAGCCAGGACUGACUUUGAGGUGGUUACGGACACAGAUCUGCUGUCAGAUGAUGAUUUUAUCCUUCCGUCCGGCAUCGAAAGUUACUCAACAGAUGGUGACCACUUGCCGCUGCCCCCUGGCCGAAGAAGAGAGUUGGAUCAGCACUUUUUUGGCGAGCUGUAUGAGCCAGACGCUUAUCCACACAGAGGCUAUGAGCGAGACCCACUUUCCACCCUUCCCUUACAUGCCCGCAUGCAGGCUCACAUACACAAACACAGGCUACAGGGUGAAAAUAUGGGCUGGGACGUGGCAGCUGUUCUCUCUCUGAACAGGGAAAGUUUUGGUCCUAAAGGGCCUUUGGAAGUCAGUUCAGAGUUGUUGAUCCAGCAUGCCUCCCGAGGGGAACUGCAGUCUGUGUCACAGAUGCUCCAGACCGGUUUGGUCAACCCUGAUAUAGCAGAUUCACAGGGACACACUGCACUGAUCGCUGCCACAAUAAACUGCCAUGACGAUGUGAUCCAGCUCUUGUUGGAUAUGGGUGCUGAUAUUGACAAGUUGAAUUGUGAUGGCAUGUCUGCCCUGGCUGUGUGCCAUGUCCUCUACUACCCUUUUCAGUCUCUGCACACCACUUUAGCUGAACCGCUAACCAAAACUCAAGUUUUGACAUCUUCAUCUGCAUGUGGGAACAGUCCCCGGAUCAGCCAAGUGGACUUCACGUCAGAUACUACCAGGACAGCGGAAGAACUAACAGAACACAUCUUAUAUCAUAGCAGUAAAAUGUCCAGUGACAUCAUUGAGCAGCAUUGGCCUGGCCUGAAUGAGUCUGAGACCCCUGCAGACACUGAACACCUACAGGAGGAGAGAAAAGAGAAAGAGGGAGAAGAAAUGGGAAGAGACUGCAAGGAGAUAGAGAGAGGGAUGAAUGUUAGAGAGCGAGAAGAACUGAGCAAGAGUCAGGAUGAGAAAGAGAGCAAAGGGGAGGAAAGAGAGAUAGAGAGCAGAUGUGAUCAAAUGUGGGAAAAUGGAGAAAGUGAGUUAAAAGAGAAGGAAAGAGAAUUUGAAGAUGUUGAAUUUGGUGAGAGGAGAGAAACAGAGUCAAGAAAAGAGAACAUAGUUGUGAGGGAGGAGGUUGAGGAAGAUGGGGAGAAGACAGUAAGGAGUAUUCAUGAGGAUGUAAAGGGGAGAGGAAGUGAAGACGUGUCUGGUGUCAAGUGCUCCAUUCAGGUGUUGGAUGGUCACAUUGCACUGGGCAGCGUGCAGUGGGAACAAUGUCGAGCUAAGGCAGCAGGAAGAGUUCAGCAGGGCAAAGACAAAGAAUUGACAACCUUUGAUUCUGCCUGCUCCGUCAGCAACUAUAACAUCCAGGUCACAGAGGAAGUGAUGCAGCGCUCAGCAGAAGCUCUGAGUCGCACGGGGAUUCCUCAGCGCUUUGACACACAGGAGACUGUACGCAAAAUGGCUGCCAUGAAAACUGAACACCGUGUUCGUUUGAACACCCUGAAGCUGUUAUUGAAACGGGGAGCUGACCCUAAUGUAUCCAGGGUCCCCAUGCCUGUCCUCUUUUUAGCCAUCAUGGCAGCUGACACUGAGGCCGUCAGGAGACUUCUGCUGUCUGGAGCUCGCACUGACAUUCCCCUACCACCUGAGAGAAAAGGCCUGUAUCCCCUGCAUGUAGCUGCAGCACUGCCGGGUCCAGCCGGUCCCAGAAUCACAGAGUUGCUGCUCCACGCUGUCACUGACCCAGACGCACAGGCAUGCGACCAGAACGAGAUCUAUGAACCAGAUAAAAUUUUCAUGAAGGACCAGGAACCACUGAGCACUAAUAAGAGCUCAGAUCUCAAAGAAGGAGGCCGAACGGCCCUGCACAUGGCCUGCCAGAGAGAAAGUGACUACCGGAACGCCAGUAAGGUGGUAGCCCUCCUGGUCUCCCACAGAGCCAGCACAGACCUCCUCUGGAGUGGACACUCACCUCUCUCCCUGGCUAUAGCAGCUGGGAAUGACCUGGCAGUGGAGGAACUGUUGAAUGGAGGUGCAGAUCCCAACACCCCCCUCGGCCUCAGGGUGGGCAGCGCCCUCUGUGUCCUCGCCAAUAUCAACUACCACUUAGGUGGCAGCAGAGCUAAGCUGUUGGACAUGUUAGCAAAGGCUGGUGCCGACAUCUUGAUGCCAGUGCCAGUGGGUGAUGUUGUGGGAACUGCAGUCGACUAUGCCCACUACUCCUUCAACCAGGACUUACAUAUUGCCAACACUCCCUUCCACGCUCUGAACAUGCGGGAGAGGGAAAUAUUCAAAGCACGACGCCAGCUGCUGAGCAUGAUGGGAGAUCUGCUGAGACAGACUGCCGGUCAGAGGGAUAGAGAGAAUUUAGAGAGAGAACACUACCUCACAGUGAAUAGUACAAGUAGCAAUAUGAGGUUUGUGUCCGCGGGAGAAGAUGCCAUUUCCUCAAAUGUGCCCCUCCCCAGCUGUGAAAGCCUACCACCCAUCACAGAAAAACACAGGAAACCAGUGUUUAAGUUCUGCUACCACUGUGGUCGCUCUGUGUCUGUGAAGCUGACUCCUUGUAGCCGCUGCCACAACGUCUUCUACUGCUCCAGGACCUGCAAACUGAAAGCAUGGGGUGAAAGACACAAAGAAGAGUGUAUCCGGGUGUCAGCAUCUGCUGAUGGCAUCCAGAAGAGUGUUGUGUUUAAAUCACAAAGAAGCACCAGGCCCUUGCCUGUCAUGUUGAAAACCAAAACAGUCCCAAGGCCCUUGAGUGUCAAGCUGAAAUCCCAAAGAGUUCCUGAGCCCUUGAGCAUGGCAAAGCAGGUCUUGGAGAGCCAAGUCAACAUGAAGGAAAACUACAGCUGCAACUGAUGGAAACUAAAAUUUUGCAAACUUCGGAAGAGCUGAAGUACGACUUUAUCUACCUAAAAUUGCAAUGCAUUUCUUGAGUACUUAACUUUUAUGUAUUUGGCUGAAUGGCGAUGACAGCAUUUUGUGCCAUAAUCAUUAUUAUAACUGUAGGUUUGGAAUCUAUUUUGGUAUGGCAAUACUAGUGUAAUAAUGUCUGUCGCUAUCUGUGCUAUUUCCACAGAAAUAUUGCAAACUAAAUGGCUGCAUUUACAUACUUACUAAAUGAAUUCAGUGGAAAUCAGGACCACAUUUUAGCAUGUGACUUGUUUUAUAUGUGAAUUUUGACUCAUGCUGCUGAUCUUCACUUUCAUAAUAUUCUGAUAUUCUGAUUUAUGAAUGAAUGAAAGUGUGACAUUUUUACUCAAGUUUGCUUUUACAGAGCUUUCAAUUGCAUCUCGGGGUCCACUUUUUGGGGUUUUACCCCCAAGGCUUUUAGCCGUAUCUCAUGGUCAGCAGUUAGAGUUGUUUUGGUUUUGUUUUAUGUGAUUUAAGUAUGGAACCCAAGACAAGCAAACUCCAAUGAAGACAUUGAAAUGUGGUUGAAAACUCCAGAAAAGUUUGUGUUAAAAAAUGUUUAACUGUUUAAAUGUCAAACUACUGUUCUCAAUGUCAGAAAUUAACAUUUAAUUAGGUUAAGUACAAUUAAGUAAAACGUUUUUCUAUAUGAUUAUUUUAUUAUUUUCCUCAACCUGUUUGUAUUCUGAUCACUCGUAUAAUGGACAGUCUACUUAAGGUCAUCUGUUUGUUCAUCACCUUACCCUCAAUGAAUCUAGCAUUACACAUGGAAGUGAAGUGUUUCGCAAAUUUAUGCUAGUGUUUUGUCACUUUGAGCUUUCCUUUAGUGCUAAACACUGUCAGUUUACAACACAUCGCUAACAUGCAGAACGGCAUGACAUUUUCUGAGUACUUUCACACUUCCAGUGAGAAAAAGUUCAACCUUGAUGAUUUUACACUAAUGACCUAAAUUUAGUAACCUUCCCUGUUGCACCGCCCUCAGACAAACAUCAGGCUUGUGCUAGACCUCACUGACUAUGUUAUCUUAGCAAUGCUGAUGGUUAUAAAAAAAAGUUUCUAUAUUUUUGCAAGGCUUUUGACACAGUUGAACACAACUUUCGGUCCUUGGAAAAAUUUGGCUUUGGCACUUUUGUGCAGCUAUUAAAACUAUGUACAAGAAUGCACAUUGUUCAGUUAAAAUGUAUGGAGGCACCCUCCCAGGUUUUAUAAAGUGCAGUCAGACAGGG
Molecule: messenger RNA, 4877 nt
Organism: Micropterus salmoides (largemouth bass)
Lineage: Eukaryota; Metazoa; Chordata; Actinopteri; Centrarchiformes; Centrarchidae
Gene: ankmy1
Product: ankyrin repeat and MYND domain containing 1
Exons: 20
Coding region: 172-3597 (1141 amino acids)
Molecular function (GO): protein binding
Source: RefSeq, a predicted model, not a curated record